AUGGCGUGGACUGCGCAUCUUGCGAUCUUGGUCUUGUUCCUAUUGGGGCAGCAUGUGGCUGCAAUCCCAGGCCUGCUAAACGUUGACGUGCUGUCAGCGGGGGGAAGCUUUCAGGACGAAAUCAGGCUGCUGCAUGUGGAUGGCAACAGUCAAUAUGUCGUUGGCCGGUUCAACGGCAAUGAUGAGGGUCAGCUGUCGGGAGUGCCCAAGACAUCCAGCAUCCAGAUCAAGUCUUCUGCUGGCGCUGCUCUGCAGCCUCAGGAAGCACCGAUAGAUGCAGUUUUUGUUGCAAAGAUGUCAAAUGGCUUGGAAGAGCUCGAGUGGCUGCACGGACCGUUCACAUGCACAGGGAAUGGCAGUGAAGCAACACUUAACUGCACUCAGCACCUGGACGACGCAGACUUGGUGCUGACCAUUGUGACGGGUCUCACUGUUGUGAACGAUGAUGUCAUUUUGUCAGGAUGCCAGCGCGACCCCUCCACCACGCCCAGCACUGGCUGCGCCAAUGUGAUCAGCCCUGGAAAAUGGAACCUCGAAAUCACCGGUUCCGUGUGUGCAAACACGCAAGGCGGCAUGACGGUGCAUGGGGAUAGCAUAUUUGUAGCAGGAACAUUCCAGGGUGUUCUGUCAUUGACUCUGCGAGACCCAGCAGGCAAAGUGCUGGCGGACUUUGCAGGACAGCAGAGUCACCAGGCUGCAGCAACCUAUGUUGUGGAAUUGAACGCAACUGGGCAUGUGCUGAAUCUGGAGAUCAACGAUGGCCAGCAGCGCACAUGGACCCCGCUUUUCAUGGCAGCUGCACCAGACAGGAGUGCAGCCAACGAGUCGAGGGUGUUCGUCCUGUCUAGGCUGACAUCGAGCCCACUGGCGGACACAGCUGAUAGGUGCCCUCUGGAAAGGGCUGUUGAAGAUUCACCAGCCGACCCGAUCGCCCUAACAGACCUUUCCUUUAGUGGGCAGCCUCAGGCCCUUUUCAUCCUGCAGGAGAAGCAGGGCCUGUUUGAAGCGACGGGGAUGGCCUUGGGACCGAACGUGGCAUACAUCUCAGGCUAUCUGAGGGGGAGUUUGCAAAUGCCUCGCAACUGCACUGUGGCCACCAGCAAGACUGGUGACCAGUUCAAGCACACUGACGGCCUGCUCAUCAAGGUUAACUUGACAGCUCCAAGGGUUGAGUGGGUUCUGAGGAUGGGCGGCCCUGGGCAAGAUAGGGUUCAUGACGUGGCUGUGCAGGGCGAAGACGUGUACAUUGCCGGCACCUUUGAGAAGAGCUUCGAUGUGCAUGGGCUGAUUUACAUGCUGUCAGAGGAGGGCCGCUGCAGCUUCAUAGAGUUGGCGCUGAACAAGCCUGAGGUCCACAGCCGCGGCGGUUUGGACAUCUUUGCACUCAAGCUGACGUCCGACAAUCUGGACAUUCAGUGGGUGGCUACGGCGGUGGGCCCCAAGGACUCCGUCGUCGCCGCCAUUGCUGUGGACUCGAGGGACCGCCUCCACAUGGCCGGGCGCUACGAGGGCUCCCUGCAGCUGCCCUCCAGCCAGGAAGUGCAAUCCCGGGGCCUCUUCGACGCCUUUGUUGCCACUCUCCAGGAAUCGGAAACGGUGCUCCUCGCGGGAUCCACACCGGCCGUCAACUCUGCUGGUUCAGACGGUGGCUCGCCUGCCUGGCGGGCAGCAGGCACGGCGGUGCUGGCCAUCCUUGGGGUGGCCAUAGUGGGGGUGGGUUUCGCGAUGGCAGAGCGGUGGCGCAGGGCAAGGAAGGGCCGGCAGGGCGUGGAAGCGUCUGAGGGCAACCAGGAGGGGAGCGAGAUGGGCGAGCGCAUGUUGCAGGCGGGCGGGCCAAGUUACAGCAUUGUGACGGGCUGCGAGGAGUAG
Messenger RNA from Ostreobium quekettii, 1869 nucleotides. Lineage: Eukaryota; Viridiplantae; Chlorophyta; Ulvophyceae; Bryopsidales; Ostreobiaceae. The record is from the annotation of a GenBank genome assembly.